Molecule: messenger RNA, 1610 nt
Organism: Anarrhichthys ocellatus (wolf-eel)
Lineage: Eukaryota; Metazoa; Chordata; Actinopteri; Perciformes; Anarhichadidae
Product: transmembrane protein 120A-like
Exons: 12
Coding region: 54-1109 (351 amino acids)
Biological process (GO): fat cell differentiation
Cellular component (GO): membrane
Source: RefSeq, a predicted model, not a curated record
UUGCACAGCAGAGGUUGAAUGUUAACCCAGCACCACGAGAGUCUUUUUUUCUAAUGUCAGUGUUGAAAAUGUUCAAUUCAACGGGUUUCACUGAAUGCUUGCGUGAAUGGGAGGAUUUAGAGAAGAACCACCAACAAAUGCAGGACACCCAUCGUUCAUACAAACAGAAACUUGAGGAAGUGGCGAAACUGCAAGACAGCUGCUCCGGUGCCAUAGCUCGUCAGAGGAAGAAACUGAAAGAGCUCACUGCGUCACUAGAAGAAUGCAAAGAAAAUCAUCCAACCCCCAAAUUAAAUCCAGAGGACGUGGAUGCCAUCGCUGAAAUAGAGGACUCCAUCAAAGAGAGAACGGAUGCUUUCUCUGAGAUGGAAGCUUUUCUGCCAAAGAAGAACGGGUUAUACCUCACUCUUGUUUUAGGAAACGUCAACGUAACACUCCUCGACAAACAGUCAAAAUUUGCCUACAAAGACGAAUACGAGAAAUUCAAACUGGCCCUCACGGUCAUCCUCUUUGUGUUCUCCUUCACAUGCCGCUUUUUGUUCAGCUACAGAGCCCUAGAUGCCCUGUUCAACUUCCUGUUGGUGUGGUACUACUGCACACUCACCAUCCGGGAGAGUGUCCUCAUCAGCAACGGCUCACGGAUCAAAGGUUGGUGGGUUUUCCAUCACUAUGUGUCAACCUUCCAGUCAGGAGUCAUGCUCACUUGGCCUGAAGGUGCUCUCUACCAGAUGUUUAGGAAUCAGUUCCUAACAAACUGUCUAUACCAAAGCUUUGUCCAGUUUCUCCAGUACUACUACCAGAGUGGCUGUUUGUACAGACUCCGAGCUCUGGGAGAAAAACACAACAUGGAUGUUACAGUCGAGGGUUUCCAGUCCUGGAUGUGGAGAGGACUGACCUUCCUGCUUCCUUUCUUGUUCUUUGGUCAUUUCUGGCAGCUCUACAACAGCAUAACACUGUUCAGGAUGUUUCAGCUCCCGGAGUGUAAAGAGUGGCAGGUUGUGAUGUGCUGCUGCUCUUACGUGGUGCUCUUCAUGGGAAACUUCUUCACCACACUGGGAGUGGUUUACCAGAAGUACAUGAACAACCAGGACAAGUCCAAGAUCUUAUAAGGAAGAGAAUAACCCAAAAACCCUCCUGUUUGUGUUACCAUUAGCUCUAAUAUUCUCCUCAGAGCUCUUUAUCGAUGGCAUGAUUGUUGUCCUUGUGGACCAUUCACAUGUACUGCUACUUUUAGCAAUAUCCUUUUUAAUUCAUUUUUAAAGUGCAAUAUGUUUUACGGGUAGGUCAUAGACAUUAUCCCAUUGACCUGUCAAUAAAAUACACCGUAAGGAUGUUUCAGCAGGAUUUUCUGUCUUAGAAUUGUACAACUCGGAUUCGGAAAUGUUACUGAAUAUGGAAAUAGCUAAGCUAUUUGCAUCAUGGUCGUUUGGGGAAAUCUAUAGUUUGUUUCUCAGCAACUGCACUGUAUUUUAGUCUUACAAAAAGUGCCAAUAAAACACUCCAAGCCCCCAUGUGUUUUUGUUUUUAUUGCCACUCUUUAAGGUUACGAGAUCUCCUAAUCUACAUCUGUACCUAUAAUGUGUCUUUAGUAUAGCCUCAUCCUAACUCAC